GGCGGUCACUACGAGGCGGCGGAAGCGGCCGCAGGCAUGGCGGCGGCUAUGCCGCUCGCUGUGCUUGUGCUGCUGCUCCUGGGGCUAGGUGGCUGGGGCUUGGCAGAGCCCCCACGCGACAGCCUGCGGGAGGAGCUCGUCAUCACCCCCCUGCCUUCCGGGGACGUGGCCGCCACAUUCCAGUUCCGGACGCGCUGGGAUUCCGAGCUACAGCGGGAAGGAGUAUCUCAUUACAGGCUGUUUCCCAAAGCCCUGGGGCAACUGAUCUCCAAGUACUCCCUAAGGGAGCUGCACCUGUCAUUCACGCAAGGCUUUUGGAGGACCCGGUACUGGGGGCCCCCCUUCCUGCAGGCACCAUCAGGUGCAGAACUCUGGGUCUGGUUCCAAGACACCGUUGCUGAUGGCUUAGCAGCCAGCUGGGGACUUCGAGGCGGGGAGCAGAGGCAGCCCCAGAACAGCGAGUGGGUUUGUGUCUCCCUCAGCGUGGAUAAGUCCUGGAAAGAGCUCAGUAAUGUUCUCUCGGGGAUCUUCUGUGCCUCUCUCAACUUCAUCGACUCCACCAACACAGUCACUCCCACGGCCUCCUUCAAGCCCCUGGGGCUGGCCAAUGACACUGACCACUACUUCCUGCGCUACGCCGUGCUGCCGCGGGAGGUGGUCUGCACCGAGAACCUCACCCCGUGGAAGAAGCUCUUGCCUUGUAGUUCCAAGGCUGGCCUCUCUGUGCUGCUGAAGGCAGACCGCUUGUUCCACACCAGCUACCACUCGCAGGCAGUGCACAUCCGUCCUGUUUGCAGAAAUGCACGCUGCACCAGCGUCUCCUGGGAGCUGAGACAGACCCUUUCCGUUGUGUUUGAUGCCUUCAUCACCGGGCAGGGCAAGAAAGACUGGUCCCUCUUCCGGAUGUUCUCCCGAACCCUCACAGAGCCCUGCCCUCUGGCUUCGGAGAGCCGAGUCUACGUGGAUAUCACAAACUACAGCCAGGACAAUGAGACACUGGAGGUGAGCCCACCCCCUACCACCACGUACCAGGACGUCAUUCUGGGUACCCGGAAGACCUACGCCGUCUACGACUUGCUUGACACGGCCAUGGUCAACAAUUCUCGCAACCUCAAUCUCCAGUUCAAGUGGAAGAAACCCCCAGAGAAUGAGGCCCCACCGGUGCCCUUCCUGCACGCGCAGCGGUAUGUGAGCGGCUACGGGCUGCAGAAGGGUGAGCUGAGCACGCUGCUGCACAACACCCACCCGUACCGGGCCUUCCCGGUGCUGCUGCUGGACGUGGUGCCCUGGUACCUGCGGCUGUAUGUGCACACCCUCACCAUCACCUCCAGGGGCAAGGAGAACAAACCAAGUUACAUCCACUACCAGCCUGCCCAGGACCGGCUUCAGCCCCACCUCCUGGAGAUGCUGAUCCAGCUGCCAGCCAACUCCGUCACCAAGGUCUCCAUCCAGUUUGAGCAGGCGCUGCUCAAGUGGACAGAGUAUACUCCGGACCCCAACCAUGGCUUCUACGUCAGCCCAUCUGUCCUUAGCGCCCUUGUGCCCAGUGUGGUGGCAGCCAAACCAGUGGACUGGGAAGAGAGCCCCCUCUUCAACACCGUGUUCCCGGUUUCUGAUGGCUCUGGCUACUUCGUGCGGCUGUACACGGAGCCGCUGCUGGUGAGCCUGCCGACGCCGGACUUCAGCAUGCCAUACAAUGUGAUCUGCCUCACGUGCACAGUGGUGGCUGUGUGCUAUGGCUCCUUCUACAACCUACUCACCAGGACCUUCCACAUCGAGGAGCCCAGCACUGGCGGCCUGGCCAAGCGGCUGGCGAACCUCAUCCGGCGUGUCCGAGGAGUCCCUCCGCUCUGACACUUGCCUGCUGUGUUUCUGUCUGGGGAGGGACAGCAGUGGUCCCCAGAGCUGAAUUUAGAACCAGUUGACUCUGGACCAGGGCAGGGCCUAGUGCCAUGCCAUGUGGUACAGUGGCCACGAGCCCAGUGUGGCAUCGAAUUUACAGUUGUUGAAGUAAAAAUCCACGUCCCCUGCUGUGGUAGCCACAUGUCAAGUGCUCAGCAGCCGGAAGUGGCUAAUGGCUGCCGCACCGGAUGGCACAAAACCACCUCCAUCCUCGCAGGGGUCCUGCUAGGCGGCCCUGGCUAGGUAGGAGGCCGCAGGAAGAGUUUGUACCCCUGUGUGGAGGGUGGGUUUACGGUUAUGGAAUAAAAAGUGGCUGCUGCUUUGUUAAAGAACA
Messenger RNA from Tupaia belangeri chinensis (Chinese tree shrew), 2236 nucleotides. RefSeq names its product phosphatidylinositol glycan anchor biosynthesis class T (gene PIGT). Lineage: Eukaryota; Metazoa; Chordata; Mammalia; Scandentia; Tupaiidae. The transcript is spliced from 12 exons. Bases 37 to 1854 code for a protein of 605 amino acids. Gene Ontology annotation, cellular component: GPI-anchor transamidase complex. The record is from RefSeq and is a predicted model, not a curated record. Gene Ontology annotation, biological process: attachment of GPI anchor to protein.